This is a messenger RNA of Helianthus annuus (common sunflower), 3453 nucleotides long. RefSeq lists its product as uncharacterized. The coding region runs from base 1 to 3453 and encodes 1150 amino acids. The record is from RefSeq and is a predicted model, not a curated record. NCBI's taxonomy places the organism in Eukaryota, Viridiplantae, Streptophyta, Magnoliopsida, Asterales, Asteraceae. The transcript has 3 exons.
AUGACGUGGUUUACAAAUCGACAAUGGAUGUACAAAAGAACAAACAGUGAUGGAUUUGCUAAUAUGGAAUAUUGUGCCAAUGUGAAUCUCUUUCUAGAAUUUGCCUAUUCUAAAGAAUUUGUUGUCGAUAAAAGGGUAACUAAACGUGGUAGGACAGUAUAUGACAUCAAAUGUCCAUGCUUUAAAUGCCAAAAUGUCUUCUAUAGAAGUAGAGAAACUGUUCGUAAACAUCUGCUUGACAAUGGUUUCAUGGAUAAUUAUACAACAUGGCAUGCACAUGGUGAAACUUCCACGCAUGAAGUAGGACAAUCCUCUACCACAAUGGAAGUUGAUGAUGAUGGUUAUAGGCGUAUGGUGAUAGAUAGCAUGCAUCCAUUCGAUUAUAAUUCGAUAGAUCACGCAAAUCUAAGGUCGGAUACUUUGGAAGGACAUGUACCAAAUCCCGAAGCAAAGGGAUUCUAUGACAUGUUACAAGCCGCCGAUGAACCUUUGUGGGAGGGGAAGAAAGGCACAGAUUGUUCAAAGUUAGAAGCUGCCACAAACUUUUUGAAUUGGAAAUCAAUGUUCAAUGUAUCUACUGCGUGUUACAACCAUAUUCUUUCCAUGGUUAAAGCAAUGAUGCCUGAAGAUAAUAAGCUCCCAGAAAGCUUUUAUGACACGAAAAAAAUUCUAGAAAAGCUUAAACUUCCUAAAGAAAGAAUCGAUGUUUGCAAAAACCACUGCAUGCUAUUCUAUAAGCAAGAUAAAACACUCACGCAAUGCAAACAUUGUGGGGAAUCUCGUUACAAGAGUGAUCGAAAUAAGGUACCUAAUAUGGUGAUGACGUAUAUGCCAAUUGGUCCUAGACUUAAAAGGUUAUAUAUGUCUAUAAAGACAGCUAAAGAUAUGACUUGGCACCAUGACCACAAAACAAAAGAUGGAAGUAUGGCACAUCCAAGUGAUGGUAAGGCUUGGAAACAUUUUGACUCGGUAAAUCCUAACUUUGCUAAUGAGAUCCGAAAUGUUCGUCUUGGGUUAUGCACCGAUGGCUUUAAUCCAAAUAAUUCAAACUCGAAUCCUUCCUCACUGUGGCCUGUCUUUCUUACAAUUUAUAACUUGCCUCCUUGGAUGAGUUUGAAAGAUUCAUUUAUUUAUCUAAGUUUAGUUAUUCCUGGAAAAAAGAGCCCCGGACAAAAUGUGGAUGUGUUUCUAAGACCGUUGAUAGAUGAAUUGAAGCACUUGUAUGAUGAAGGCAUUGAAGUUUAUGAUGCUUAUCGUAAAGAAAACUUUAUGAUGAGAGCCAUCCUUUUGUGGACCGUUAGUGAUUUCCCUGCAUACGCAAUGUUGUCUGGUUGGAGCACACAUGGAAACUUAGCUUGCCCAUAUUGUAUGGGAGACACAAAAGCCUUUCGAUUACAUGCCGGAGGAAAACCAAGUUGGUUUGACUGCCAUCGGAGAUUUCUGCCUCCGUCACACGUUUUUCGUAGUGAUAAAAGUGGAUUUCGAGAUAAUAAAUCUGUACCAUCAUCAGUAGGACCUCCCCCUGAGUUAACUGGUUGGGAUUUGUACAAACAAGUGUUUAACAUUUCAACCGUCUAUGAAGGUAAGCUGUAUAACCCAAAGAUUAAAGACCCAGCUUUCGGUAAAACCCAUAACUGGGUAAAGAAAAGCAUUUUUUGGGAGCUUGAUUAUUGGCCAAUGUUAUUAAUCCGACACAACCUCGAUGUAAUGCACAUUGAGAAAAAUGUUUUUGAGAAUCUAUUUCACACAAUAAUGGAUACUCCCAAAACAAAAGAUAAUAUAAAGGCAAGGAUAGAUGUUAAAGAGUAUUGCAAUCGGCCAUCACUUCAUAUAUGGACGAAGAACAAUAAUAAAUAUAUGAAACCUAAAGCAUCAUACACCUUAACCAAACCGGAGGUUCUUGAAGUAUGUAAAUGGUUGAAAAAGGUAAAAUUUCCUGAUGGAUAUGCUUCAAAUAUAGGGGGAUGUGUAAACGUUAAAGACGGUACGUUUUACAGCUUUAAAAGUCAUGAUUGCCAUGUCUUCAUGCAACGAUUAUUGCCUAUUGUUUUAAGAGGGAUGCUUCCAAAACAAAUAUAUGAACCCAUAGUAGAGCUCUGCACAUUCUUCCGUGUCAUAUGCUCAAAGGUUAUACACAUUGAAGAUUUACAUAAAUUGCAAAAAAGUAUCGUUGUAACGAUGUGCAAGUUAGAAAAAAUCUUCCCACCUGCAUUUUUUGACUCAAUGGAACACCUUGUUAUACAUUUGACCAAUGAAGCGAUUCUUGGUGGUCCGGUGCAGUUUAGGUGGAUGUAUCCGUAUGAGAGGAAGUUGGGUCGAUUGAAAAGAACAAUUAAAAACAAAGCAAGGGUUGAAGGAUCCAUAGUAGAGUCAUAUCUCGUAGAGGAACUUUCUCAAUAUUGCUCCUUGUAUUUGGACUCGACAAUAAAGACAUGCGUGAACCGUGAACCUCGUAAUUUUGCCCCUAACAUUCCUUAUUCUUCGAGUACGGAUUCUCGGUUAAGUAUAUUCAAACAUCCAUCUCGAAGAUUAUAUGACAAGGGUGGAAAGACUAUGGUUCUGACGGAUAAAGACAUGCACAAGGCUCAUACUUAUAUACUGCUUAACUGUCAAGAGCUUCAUGAUUCUGUUCGGCUAUUUGAUGAAGAAAUGAGAGCUUCAUUUCCUAAUUGUGACCAAGUAACACUUGAUAAAAAUAAAGAUGAGGAAUUUGCUAAGUGGUUGCGGGUUUAUGUUUUAAAUGGACCAGAGAAUGCACACUUGAGAGAUAUAGCACAUGGGCCUCUCACUUAUGUUAGAUCACACAAAGGCUAUCUGAUAAAUGGUUACAAGUUCCACACACGAACAGCCUACCAUGGGCGGGUCACAGAAAAUAGUGGUGUGUACGUGAAAGGGGCUGUUUGUAAUGAACAUGAAAGUGACUACUAUGGAUUACUAGAUGAGAUCCUAGAGUUGGAAUAUCAUAGCAGCUUAGGAAGUUGUGUAGUUGUUUUGUUUAGAUGCACAUGGUUUGAUCCCAUAAAAGGUGUAAGGGUGAACCCAAAGACUAAUAUGGUUGAUGUUAAUUCCAAGGCAAUAGGAUGUGUUGACGACCCAUUUAUUCUUGCAUCCCAAGCACACCAAGUGUACUAUACACCAUAUCCUUCAAAAGAAAAAGGAUUAAAAGACUGGUGGGUUGUUGUCAAGACGACACCAAGGGGAGUUUAUGAACUAGCUGAAGAUGACAUUGUAGUUGGUGAUAAUGAAAAUGAAGACGUGGAGCAUUUCCUACAAGAGAAUGAAAGGAUAAUAUGUUCAGCUAAUAAUGAGGAUUUGCUCCCAAUUAUUCAUGAAGAAACAAAUGUAAUAGAUGAAGUUGAUGAUGUGAAUGAUGAUGAUAACGAAGAAGAUGAGUUUGAAGACAUUCAUUCAGAUGAUGGCGAUGAGGAAUUUGAAGACGAAGAUUCGGAUUAG